Ornithodoros turicata is the source of this 1294-nucleotide messenger RNA. Its product is annotated as galactoside alpha-(1,2)-fucosyltransferase 2-like. The record is from RefSeq and is a predicted model, not a curated record. Gene Ontology annotation, molecular function: galactoside 2-alpha-L-fucosyltransferase activity. The transcript is spliced from 3 exons. Gene Ontology annotation, cellular component: membrane. Bases 106 to 1185 code for a protein of 359 amino acids. Gene Ontology annotation, biological process: carbohydrate metabolic process. Lineage: Eukaryota; Metazoa; Arthropoda; Arachnida; Ixodida; Argasidae.
CUUGGACGAAGAGAAGGAAGAACGAACGAACAACAAUCCGACACAGGCAAGGUGGGGACCCAGGAAAGGACUCAACUGUUGUGCCGUCUGCUUUUGUUCUCUUUCAUGGAGGCAUUACCUGCUAAAAGACCAAGUAAUAAACGAGCGGCGCUUACCAGUGCCAACUGCUACAGAACUGCGAAGAUCUCUCUCGUCCUAUUCGCCGUGUAUGUUGUCCUGUACCGAUAUGUUAUGUUCCACUUCACCUCCGAAACAGCCGUAACGUCCAGUUCAGGAUCUACUCGUACAAGCAAGCUUCAAGGUGUCUGGACAGCGAGGAACAUCGGACGGCUGGGCAACCAGAUGGGAGCAUACGCUGUACUGUAUGCCUUAGCAAAGCUGAACGGACGUCGGGCAUUCGUUCAUCCCGACAUGUACAAACGUCUCCGUCCCUUCUUCAAGAUCACACUGCCAGUCCUCGCCAUGAAGAACGUCACCUCCAUACCGUGGAAGGAAUACAACUUCCAUGACUGGAUGUCUGAAGAGUAUACACACAUCACGGAACGCUACCUCAUCAUAAAACAAACCAUCUGUUCCUGGACAUUCUUCCACAAGUUCAGGAAAGAAAUACUGCGUGAGUUCACCUUUCACGACACGCUGCGUGAAAGUGCCUGGAGAACCUUGUCGUACCUGGCCAACCGCAGCGGUCAACCUUCGUCGUCGCUUCCGGUAUUUGUUGGUGUCCACGUUCGCCGUGGCGACUUCGUUCACGAGAUUCAACGCCCUCAUUAUCAAGGAGUGCUGGCGGACGAGGCUUACUUCCGUACGGCCAUGAGUUAUUUUAGGGCGAAAUACAGGCAUAUCUUGUUCGUGGUCUGCAGUGAUGGCAUCGAAUGGUGCAGUAGGAACAUCGACUCGUCUAUGGGCGACGUGUUCUUCGUCACGAGACGCGUUUCCCCAGCUAUGGACUUGGCACUCCUCGCUCAGUGCAAUCAUACCAUCAUGACUAUAGGAACGUUUGGAUUCUGGGCUGGAUAUUUAGCCGGAGGUGAGACCAUCUACUUGGCCAAUUACACUCGCCCGGGCGCACCGCUCUCUAAACGUUCGAAACCGUUUGCUUUUCACCUUCCUCACUGGAUAGGGAUCCCCGCUAAUCUCCAGUUGCUGAAUGUGUCGCCAUAUGUGAAAAAUCGACAUCAUCGUUAAGUGUUAAUAUACUUUACGUGGUAAAUCCGAAUGUUAUCGCAGUUUCCAGUGUUCUGGUAGUGGGUACGAAUAUUCGAUUUAUCUGUGCUAAUAUAAGUUGUCAAUGAUC